AUGAAGCAUGAUUUGUCCAAAUUUCUUUCAAUCCCAAGAUUUACGAUUGAUGAGAAGAAACGAGCUAGAGAAGAAAUAUCAAAAGCUUUUGGAGGGAUAGGACUUUCCGCUAUGACACACAGUUUUAUUUCCGAGGAGGAUUCGACAUCACUAGGUCACAAUGUGAUUUCUAUUCAAGCCGGUCCUCACUACGGUACAAUGAAUGACGAGGUCGUAAUCGUAGCUGCUAACUACGAUACGCUAGACGAUUUGCCAGGAGUUGACGAUAACGGCAGCGGUGUGGCAGCAGUUCUUGAAACAGCGAGAACAAUGGCUACUUUAGAUCGACUUUAUCCAAGAAGAUUCACCAUCAUCUAUGCGCUUUUUGAUAUGAAGCACCAGGGUCUUGCUGGUAGUCAUGCUUUUGUCUCGGAUGUAGUGUUGCCAAUCUUGCAAAACACAAAUGCGACUAUUGGAGCCGUGAUCAUUUUAGACGGUCUAGCUCAUUUCGAUCCUUUCCCAACCACUCAAACAAUGCCUCCAGGAUUUGAAAAGUUCUUUCCCGGAGCUGCUCGAGAGCUUUCUCUUCACAAUCAUAUGGGCGAUUUUGUGCAAGUGACUGCAAGAGCCGGUAUUGAUGAUCCACUCUUGCAAAAUUUCGUGGCAGCUUUCACUCGAGCCACUUCAAUGAUCGCUCCAGAUUGGUCCUUCAGACCAUGGCUUCUUCCACUUAAGAUUGCCUUGCACGAAGUUCGUUCGAUGGAAGGACUAAGAGCCUUGCAUCCAUUUCUCUAUGCCGAUCAUUCGUCUUUCUAUUUUCACAAUCAGAGAAACCUUGAUGUGCCUACUAUUUACAUCACUGAUACAUUGAGUAAUCGUGGUGUUAAACAAUAUUGCACAUAUUGUGACGGUCUUUAUAUGAUUAACGAGCAAAAUCUACGCUUUCUUUCUCUAAUGACGGAUACGGUAAUCCGAAGUGUUGUGCAAAUUUCACAGUCAGAAGCUGCUGGAAUCGUCGAUGAAAUGUUUUUGACUUUUGGUUUCGGAGCACAAGCAUUGAGAAAGAAGCUG
Molecule: messenger RNA, 1050 nt
Organism: Mesorhabditis belari
Lineage: Eukaryota; Metazoa; Nematoda; Chromadorea; Rhabditida; Rhabditidae
Source: the annotation of a GenBank genome assembly